AUGACAGCAAUCGCAACAGGCAUUGUUAUUGGAAAAGACGGCUGUGAAGCUGAUACAUUUAACGGCAAUGAAAUAUUAGCAAUAGCAGUUCAAAAUACUGCUCGUAUGGAUGCAUCAGCUAUUCCACUUGGUGAACAACAGAUAACUUUGAAAAAAGGUGAAAAAUUUCCGAUUAGUUUUAAUGUUGAAUACGACGAAGAAGCUGCAAGUAAAGUGCCUGAUUAUGGUUUUACAUUACGUGCAAGGAUUGAAGAUGAUAAGGGUAAUUUGUUAUAUAUUAAUGAUACAAGAACAAGUGCUAAAGGCAACAAAAUUGAAGUCAAAAAAGUUUAA
This is a messenger RNA of Rotaria sordida, 333 nucleotides long. Lineage: Eukaryota; Metazoa; Rotifera; Eurotatoria; Philodinida; Philodinidae. The record is from the annotation of a GenBank genome assembly.